AUGAUCGCGCAUGCCGCAAAAACCUCGCAGAAACCGCCGAACGCACCGUCAGGCGGCGCGGAAGACGACGAGGACGUGGACAACCCGUUUGCGGACAUGCUUAGACGCAGCACGAGUGCCCGAGGUAGCAGCAGCGGCGCGAGUGUACAGGACCGCGACGACUUACGCGGAAGUUCCAGCGCGCGGGAGUUAGGAUCUGGUAGUAGCAUCGGCGGAAGCUACGCACAGCUAGCGGAGGUCCACUCAUCCUCAGUUCCGCCGGCUGUUCCGGCGAGACAAAAUGCGGCUGACGCGGCAGCUGGUCAGGCGGUUUCAAACGGUGACGUUGUAUCCGAGGAAAAGGAACCCCAGCAGCAGCAGCAGUUGCGUGAUGUCGAACCUGUUAAUAACGAGGUUGCGAAGCCGGGUCUGGCGUUGGAUGUAUCUUGUGAACGUGACGAAAACGCCCGUAUUUACCAGGCGGUGGAAAGUGCGGACGCGAACCCCUCCUCCUCCGCAUGGGCGUUUGCGACGGCGACGGCGGCGACGGCGGCGGCGGCGGGCACGGGCACUGGUGUGGAGUCACCGGCGCGGGAGCAAUCUGACGCUGGCGAUUCGUCUGCCGCAUCGACGCCACGCAGGCACGGCCGGAGCAGCCGACGCCUCCUCCACGUCGGAGCGUCGCAGCGCCGCGCGCUGCUUCGCUGUCGCGCGGCGGAGAGGCGACUUCACGGCGACUUGGGCGACGGCGUCGCAGGAGGAGGGGUAGGAGGAGGCGGCGGCGACGUUUUGGAGCGAAGCCAGACGAUGGACUACUCGCGGCUGCGUUCGCGCGGCGACAUGCGCGACUCGCUGGAUUCGUUCUCCGGCGAGGCGUACGCCGCAAGUGUCGGAAUUCUGGAAGAGGACCGUUUCGACUCGUUCGAGGAUCUCCGGUCGGAAGAUGGCGGGGAAGGCGGCGGAAGAGGCGGAGGAGGCGGGGGAGGCGGGAGCGGUUCGGGAAGCGGCAGCUACGGCGAGAGCGUGUGCGAGUCGGACGGGCAGAGCGUAGACGACGGCGACCUAAGUAUAGACGGCGAUAGCGAGUCGCUCGGCGGGGAAAGGAGAACCCGCGUCCGCUUUAGAAGGAUCACCAACAGCAGGAGCGCGAAAGCGCUCGCCGGACGCGACGCGGAUUACAAAGAAUCUGACUGUAACGGCGACGUCGCCGGCGGUGGCGGCGGCGGCGGGGGCGGUGGUGGUCCGCGAUCCGCGGCAGCAGCCACCAGCCCGUCGGACGCGCAGUCCGCGCAUUUCACGGCGGCCCUGCCUCCGCUAUGCGCGUCUCCGUUAAGGACGUACAGCUCGCGACGUCGCACUAUGGAGCUCGCGCUCAUCUCCCCCACCGCCGUCGCCAACAGGCGCAACAACUCUGGUUCUUCCCCUUCCGCUUCCCCCUACCAUGCGCGUUCCGCGGGUAUCUCGCCUUCCUCCGCGAACGCCUCCGCCGGUUUCCCCGGUGGUUCCGCUUCCGGGGUAAGCCCCCCCGCCGGUAGCGCUUCUGCUGCGCCCUCCGCUCCUGCCGCCGCCCCUGGGGAGCGUAGGGCGGCUCGGCAAUGGACGGGGCCUCGAGCCGCGAGCCCUGACGUGCCGCCACCUGGCGGCGUGGUAGUGGUCCGCGAAAGGGCCUUCACUCGAUCGCUCACGCUAGGAUGCAACCCUAGCUCGAACCAGCAGAGCCAGCAGCAGCAGCAGCAGCAGCGGGAUGUGCGGAGAAGCUAUGGCGGCAGUUUCAAGGACCGCGUGGGGUCGCAUGGGGACGAGGGGGAGAUGAUGGGAGGUGGGGGGUGGGGCAUCGCUUCUCGCGAGCCCACGCCCGUGCAUGUCAGCAGCAGCAGCAGCGGCCAGGGCGGGAGGAAUCGGGGGAAUGUGGAGAGUGGUGGCGGGGAGCCAGCGGGCAAUGCGGGGGAUCUGGCGGUGGUUGCGCCUCAGUGCGCCGUGUGUCGUGGUCGUCGGGGGAGUGGCGCUGCUGGCUCUGGUAGUGGCGGAUUAGGCGGCCGCCGUGGGAGCUGCAGCGGGUGUGACUGUUGCAGUGGUGCUGUGAGCGGGGGCGGCGCCGGUGAGGGCUUGGAGGGGCCGGGCAGAGGGGGCAGAGGUGCAUUCGGGGCAGGGGGAGGGGGGAGCAGGGGGAGCAGCGGCGGCGGAAGUCGGUGGGGCUCGCCCCAAGAGUGGGCAGCAGCAGCAGCGGCAGUAGCGGGAGUGGCAGGCGGAGCAGGCGGGGCAGGUGGGGCAAUCGGGGCAGGAGGCGGGGCAGGCGGGACAGGCGUGGUAGGAGGAGGGACAGGAGGAGCCUUGGGAGGCGGAGCUCCCAAGGUGAUGGUGUCGAUUCUGCCGAGCUUCGCCCAGCACCGCGCCAUGGUGGCCCAGGCGGAGCAGCAGGAGAAGGCGCUGCUGCUGGGGGAGCUCGCGGGCAGGCUGGGGCGCAGGCGCAGGGGAGGGGCGGUGGGAGGGGGUGCAAGGGUGCAAGCGGUUACUGAUGCGGAUGGGGAUGGGGAUGGGGAUGGGGAUGGGGAUGGGGAUGGGGAUGGGGAGGGGGGUGGGAUGGAGCCUCCGGGGAAGACGGGUAGCGAGGGGAGUGUUGUGGAAGAGAGGGGAGAGGAGGGGGCUGGUAGGGAGGAAGGAGAGGAGGGUGAUGGAGGGGAGGUGUGCAGGGAGCAAGGAGGGCGAGCAGGGGAGGUGGGAGAGGUGGAACAGGAAGGGCAAGUUGGGUAUGUGGGGCAGGGGGCGGGUGAAGGUGAAGGGGCGGGUGAAGGUGAAGGGGCGGGUGAAGGUGAAGGGGCGGGUGAAGGGCUAGCUGAUGCGCAGUCAGCAGAUGGGCGCUCCCAGAGUGUUGCUUCCUCUUCCUUUUCUGAGUCUCCUCUCUCUGAUGGGCGAGCUACUAAUGGUGGCCAUGCUAGUGGUGAUGGUGGGGAGGACUCUGCGAUUACUGGUUGUCGUGAUCGGGAGGACUCUGCUAGCAGUGCAGGUGGGGUUGAGGCUCAGGAGGAGGAGGAGGAGCAGCAGCAGCAGCAGCAGCAGCAACAGCAGCAGCAGCAGCAGCAGCCGAUUGGUGUCUUUUCCGAGACGGCGGACAAACCUCAGCAGCAGCGCUGGGACGAGCCUGUGCUGAUUGCUCCCAUGUUCUCGGUUCGUGCUGAGACCUAG
This is a messenger RNA of Closterium sp. Yama58-4, 3162 nucleotides long. The record is from the annotation of a GenBank genome assembly. Lineage: Eukaryota; Viridiplantae; Streptophyta; Zygnematophyceae; Desmidiales; Closteriaceae.